UGUUCCAGCCAGGAAAUGUUCUUCACUGCUGCUCCACAUACAGCAGGAGGACAGACCUGAUAACAGACACACAGGCCGCUGAGCAGCUCCACACGAGCCCGUGGACAGGAUCUCUUCAGUGCUUUGGUGUAAACAGAGGGCGUGGCCGACACCGGAAGCCCUUUCGGUUUACUCACUUUACCGCUGGGGACCGUUGCGACCAGACUGUUUUCUUUCACUGGCGUCUUUUAUUCGGUGAAAUGUCCAGGUCAGACUACCCGCCAGUGUAUGAUGACUCCCGGGGCCCGCUGUAUGCACCUCAGGGUGGCAAUUACCCACCACCCCCUGCGUACGGCUUCCCUGGGUUUGGGGGUCCCCCGCCAGGCCAGCCCUCCGCUCCCUACCCCACCGGUCCAAACGCCCCUCUGUAUCCUGGCCAGCCCGGCGGCUAUCCUCCCGGCCCGUACCAAGGACAGCCUCACCACGGUGGGCCCCCGGGAGCCGGCUACCCCAGUCCCCCUCCCAUGCCCCCUAUCAUGCCGCCUACCAUUCCAUCAGACAUGCUGAGCUCUGGUGAUGAGUUUGCGGCGAGCGGCAGCAACUGGGACAGCCUGAGCAUUCGGCACGCCUUCAUAAGAAAGGUGUACUUGAUUUUGGCGGCUCAGCUCCUCGUCACCACGUCCAUUGUGGCCGUAUUCACAUUCGUCCAACCUGUCAGAUCUUUCGUACGGAGAAACCAAGCUAUCUACUGGGCGUCAUAUGCCGUGUACUUCAUCACCCACCUCGUACUGGUCUGCUGUAAGGGCCCCCGGAGGAAGUUCCCAUGGAACGUCCUUCUGCUGUCCAUCUUUACCCUGGCUUUGUCCUACAUGACUGGAUCCAUUUCCAGCUAUUACGAAACAAAAGCUGUGUUUCUCGCUCUGGGGAUCACUGCCGUCGUCUGCAUCUGCGUCACCGUCUUCUGCUUCCAGACAAAGGUGGACUUCACCAAGUACCAGGGCCUCUUCUGUGUGCUUGGGAUCGUGGUGUUUGUGACUGGCAUCAUUUCAACCAUUGUGCUGUCAUUCAAAUAUAUGCUGUGGCUUCACAUGCUCUACGCAGCUAUAGGGGCCAUUGCUUUCACCAUGUUCCUGGCGUACCACACACAGCUGCUGUUGGGGAACAGGAAGCACUCCAUCAGUCCAGAGGAGUAUGUGUUCGCAGCGCUCUCCCUCUACGUCGACAUCGUCCAGAUCUUCCUCUUCCUGCUGCAAAUUAUCGGCGCUUCGACCAAAUAAUUGGACCCGGCGGUUACACGACCAAUGUGGGUCAACAGGGCGCAGACCAGCGCCUGCAAAAACCAUUCCGUGCUUUUUUUUUUUUUUUUUUUUUUUUAAUAUAAACCUUUUGCUUUGUUUUCAGUCGAAUCAGAGAAGAUUCAUAACGCACUCCAGUGAAAAUGUUUAAGGGCUGAAUUUUAAAUGUUGUCACAGGUUACUGCACUUUUCAGUGGUUUGAACAGAAUAUUAAUACUACAAUAUAAAUACAGCCGAUGCAUAUAGACACUAACAUGCUAGCUGCAAUGUUUAUUCACUCUUGCUGGACUUAAGUUAAGACAAAUGUUUUUCUCUGCAUGUAGAUGUAUAUACUGUUAUACAUGAACUGGGGGUGCGACUGUAGAAAUGUUGAGAAAACAGGCAAUCAAACUCAAAAUGUGCCAACUCGGUUCACCACAAAUGUGGUUUGUCUGAAGGUAGAAAAUCUGCCGACCAGCUCUUCUAAAGCUCUCCGUCACAUGUAUAAGUAUACAAACAUCAUUUUUAGGGCCCAACGGCCAUUGGAAGAGGAUCCUGUUAUUGUUGUUAUUUUUCUGCUCCACAGUCGUAUUCUUGGAGAGCUUGGGAUGCACAAAAACUCACGGAAAUUGUCACUCACUUCAGAACUGGCAAAAAUCGCAAAGUCCUGCAGUGGUUGCGCUCGGGCGCGGCCAGCGGACUCCAUAGCGCAAACGCAAGCUGGGGUUGCAUGAUGUAUAAUAAUUGCGAAUUCUCAAGCACCACGUAGUGGACACCGGAGGGGGUUACAAAUGUGCAAUGCAUCAUUUCCAGAGCCACACAGGAAACACCGUCUAACUCAUUCGUGCAGUGUUUGGCGUGCACAGCCCCCGUACACCAGAAGUGUCGAGUGCCUGUUCAUCGCCGCUCAGGUUUUUGCACAUUUAGUGUGUAUAAAGUGUUAAUCAAUGAGCUUUACAGGUGCAGGUUAUGUUACCUUUGGACAGAACCAGACUAAUGGUGUCCCCCUCUUUCUGCUUGCUGUAGCUUCAUAUUAAGCGUACAGACAUGUGAGUGGUAGUGAUCGCCUCAUCUCACUGUCAGCGUGAAAGUGAAUCCGAAUAUUGAACUAUUCCUUUUAAUUGUAUGCAUGUUAGAAGGCAAAACAGGCGUUAAUGUUAAACACCAGUUGUGGUAAUCUCUGCGAGCGUGCACACAGCAGCAUCGAUACACUAAUAAGGCCGCACUAAGAACAGUGUUUGUGUUUAAAAUGUGAUUUUACAUGAUGUAAUAUUUGGUAUUGAUCCUCAUGACACCAGUACGGAUACUCAAAUGUAGACUUAAUAUCGUCAGUAUUGAUACAGCUCAGUACACCUGGUGACAGCUUCAUAUUAACGAGCCUUUGCUGGUGGUUUAAUACAUGCUGCUAUAUUGUAGCUGUAUACGUUCUACAUCACGACAGUGCCUUCAAAAUGACUGUUUCUGGAUUAGAGUUUUUUCACUUUCAGAACUACAGGGUUGUACCCAUCAGGCUUUUCUAGCAUUGUUACAUAUUGAGUCUGUUUCUAUAUUUCAUGUUGCAGUUAAAUCUGGGUCAGAUACUGAGGGUAUUUUUUCAUACAGGACAACACAACCAAUGCCAGGGUGUUGCAUUAGUGGAGCAUUCCUGAAAAGUCAGUGAGUUCCAGCUAGUGAGGCAUUGUCCAAAAGCUCCGAAAUGUUCAACCCAGCUGGUCCUCUGUUCAUAUUCAUCACAAGUAUAGACUCGUGUUACAUACGACACUUGACUCAAAACAACUGAGGCAGACGUUUUGAAUGCGCCGCACGGAUGGUGGGCUGUUUGUAAAUAUACAUAUCUAUGAUGAGGAUUUUUUUUUUUGCCUUUUCAUGUCAAAUAAACAUUUAUAUUUGUGAGUUUUCACGUGAUUUAUAUGCAUUUGUACCAGUAAUGAUUCUUGAUUCCUAAAAUAUACAUUUAUUUCUUGUAUUAUAUUUAUAGAACUUCAGCAUUAAGGCUUAAUACAUAUGUGAGCGUUCUACACAUGUAAUGUUCAACUUUAACAGGAUACUCCAUCUUUGUUCGUGAGCAAGAAGAAAACUGUUGUGAUUAAAGGCUCGGUCUCAAACA
Messenger RNA from Anarrhichthys ocellatus (wolf-eel), 3360 nucleotides. It is a transcript of the gene tmbim1a, whose product is annotated as transmembrane BAX inhibitor motif containing 1a. Bases 240 to 1256 code for a protein of 338 amino acids. NCBI's taxonomy places the organism in Eukaryota, Metazoa, Chordata, Actinopteri, Perciformes, Anarhichadidae. Gene Ontology annotation, cellular component: Golgi apparatus; endoplasmic reticulum; membrane. The transcript is spliced from 12 exons. Gene Ontology annotation, biological process: negative regulation of apoptotic signaling pathway. The record is from RefSeq and is a predicted model, not a curated record.